UGUGGACCUCGCAGCGCGGCGCCCAGAGCGCGGCCGCCCGCCUAGCGACAGCCGGAGCCUGGUCCCAGUCGGAGCCUAGCCCCAGCCAAGCCGAGCCGGGCCCAGAGCGCCCGGGGCCCGCAGCCAUGCCGGCCGGCCGCGCAGCGCGCACCUGUGCGCUGCUCGCCCUCUGCCUCCUGGGCAGCGGGGCCCAGGAUUUUGGGCCGACGCGCUUCAUCUGCACCUCGGUGCCCGUGGACGCCGACAUGUGCACCGCGUCCGUGGCCCCCGGCGGCGCGGAGGAGCUCCGAAGCAACGUGCUGCAGCUCCGCGAGACCGUGCUGCAGCAGAAGGAAACCAUCCUGAGCCAGAAGGAGACCAUCCGCGAGCUGACCACCAAGCUGGGCCGCUGUGAGAGCCAGAGCACGCUGGACACCGGCGCGGGCGAGGCCAGGGCGGGAGGCGGCCGCAAGCAGCCCGGCUCGGGCAAGAACACGAUGGGCGACCUGUCCCGGACACCGGCCUCCGAGACGCUCAGCCAACUCGGGCAAACUUUGCAAUCGCUCAAAACCCGCCUGGAGAACCUCGAGCAGUACAGCCGCCUCAAUUCCUCCAGCCAGACCAACAGCCUCAAGGAUCUGCUGCAGAGCAAGAUCGAUGACCUGGAGAGGCAGGUGCUAUCUCGGGUUAACACUCUGGAGGAGGGCAAAGGAGGCCCCAAGAACGAUACCGAGGAGCGGGUCAGGAUCGAGAGCGCCCUGACCUCCCUGCACCAGCGCAUCAGCGAGCUGGAGAAAGGUCAGAAAGACAACCGCCCCGGAGACAAGUUCCAGCUCACAUUCCCACUGCGGACCAACUACAUGUACGCCAAGGUGAAGAAGAGCCUGCCAGAGAUGUACGCCUUCACCGUGUGCAUGUGGCUCAAGUCCAGUGCGGCGCCAGGGGUGGGCACGCCCUUCUCCUAUGCUGUGCCUGGACAGGCCAAUGAGCUGGUCCUCAUCGAGUGGGGCAACAACCCCAUGGAGAUCCUCAUCAACGACAAGGUAGCCAAGCUGCCCUUUGUGAUCAAUGAUGGCAAGUGGCACCACAUCUGUAUCACCUGGACCACGCGGGAUGGCGUCUGGGAGGCCUACCAGGACGGCACCCAGGGCGGCAGCGGGGAGAACUUGGCACCCUAUCACCCCAUCAAACCCCAGGGUGUGCUGGUGCUGGGCCAGGAGCAGGACACUCUGGGUGGCGGGUUUGAUGCCACUCAAGCAUUUGUGGGUGAGCUGGCCCAUUUCAACAUCUGGGACCGCAAGCUGACCCCAGGAGAGGUGUACAACCUGGCCACCUGCAGCUCCAAGGCCCUCUCUGGCAACGUCAUCGCCUGGGCCGAGUCCCACAUCGAGAUCUACGGCGGUGCCACCAAGUGGACAUUCGAGGCCUGUCGUCAGAUCAACUGAUGGCUUCAGGCCAGGGCUGAGCCCCCCAUGCCCGCCUCCCCUGCUUGUGCGGUGAUGACCUGUCUGUCUCUUCCUCUCUCCCUUCCCCCAGGAAUGAGCCGAGGCCGUCGCCCCUGCACACGCACACGCACACGCACACAGCCUGGUUUUGUCCUCCUCGUGCACGUGAAGCAGCCCCGGCUCCCAUCUGUCCCUGAGGACGUCCCACUCUCUCUAGGAGCCCCGGACUGUCUCUCAGGCGUGCCCCAUUCACAGCUAAAGAGCUAAAGCAGGCGGCAGCGGCAUGUUGAACAAUGCAGAAGUAGGUGAGAG
Messenger RNA from Otolemur garnettii (small-eared galago), 1736 nucleotides. RefSeq names its product neuronal pentraxin 1 (gene NPTX1). Gene Ontology annotation, cellular component: plasma membrane; neuron projection. The record is from RefSeq and is a predicted model, not a curated record. Lineage: Eukaryota; Metazoa; Chordata; Mammalia; Primates; Galagidae. The transcript is spliced from 5 exons. Gene Ontology annotation, biological process: axonogenesis involved in innervation. The coding region runs from base 126 to 1424 and encodes 432 amino acids.